Polyodon spathula (Mississippi paddlefish) is the source of this 1778-nucleotide messenger RNA. It is a transcript of the gene rnf121, whose product is annotated as ring finger protein 121. The coding region runs from base 16 to 1086 and encodes 356 amino acids. The record is from RefSeq and is a predicted model, not a curated record. Gene Ontology annotation, molecular function: ubiquitin protein ligase activity; metal ion binding. NCBI's taxonomy places the organism in Eukaryota, Metazoa, Chordata, Actinopteri, Acipenseriformes, Polyodontidae. Gene Ontology annotation, cellular component: endoplasmic reticulum membrane; Golgi membrane. The transcript is spliced from 9 exons.
CGACUGGCAAGCAAUAUGCGUGGUCUGAUUGGCCACCCCUCCCCCAACUCGGAAGUUGCGUGUGAUCUGCUGCUGCCUGCCAGUGCUCGGAAGAUGGCGGGUGUGUUUGAGGUGGAAGUUGAUGGGGUUCAUCACGAUCACGGGGGCCAUGAAGACGACAAGCAGAUUGACAUGUCCCAGCUGUCAUCAGAAGAGAGGUGGAGGCUGGAACAUGCACGGAUGCACGCCAAACACCGCGGCCACGAGGCAAUGCACGCUGAGAUGGUCCUCAUUCUGAUCGCCACCCUGGUGGUCGCUCAGCUCCUGCUGGUGCAGUGGAAACAAAGGCACCCUAAGUCCUACAAUCUGGUGACCCUCUUCCAGAUGUGGGUGGUGCCGCUCUAUUUCACAACCAAACUGCACUGGUGGAGGUUCCUGAUCACCUGGCUGCUGUUCUCCACAAUCACAGCCUUCGUGACCUUCCGAGCGACCCGCAAGCCUCUGGAGGGCACCACUCCCAGACUGGUAUACAAAUGGUUUUUAUUGCUCUACAAGAUGAGCUAUGCCACUGGGAUCGUGGGCUAUUCUGCUGUCAUGUUUACCUUGUUUGGCGUUAAUUUAAUAUUCAGAAUAAAGCCAGAAGAUGCGAUGGACUUCGGCGUUUCACUCCUCUUCUAUGGUCUCUAUUAUGGAGUAUUGGGGCGGGACUUUGCUGAAAUGUGUGCAGAUUUCAUGGCUUCCACUAUAGGGUACUACAGUGCAUCCGGCAUGCCCACCAAGCACCUGUCUGAUGCCAUCUGUGCCGUGUGUGGGCAGCAGAUCCUGGUGGAUGUGAGUGAGGAGGGCAUCAUUGAGAACACAUUCAGACUGUCUUGUAACCAUGUAUUCCACGAGUUCUGUAUACGAGGCUGGUGCAUUGUGGGAAAGAAGCAGACCUGCCCCUACUGCAAGGAGAAGGUGGACCUCCAGAGGAUGUUCAGCAACCCCUGGGAGAAACCUCAUGUGAUGUAUGGGCAGCUGUUGGACUGGCUGCGUUACCUGGUCGCCUGGCAACCAGUGAUCAUCGGCCUUGUUCAGGGAAUUAACUACGUCCUGGGACUGGAGUAGAAGGUGAUCCCAGGAGGACACACGACUGGUGGUUACUGUAUCUUCAAGAUAUAGGCUGCGAGAAAGAAAUCAGGAGGCUCAUCUACCAGGAAACAGCAGCAGACAUUGGUGGAAAAUAGGAAAACAUAAUAAUGAACUAGAAUAUAAAUAUAUAUGUACAUAAAUAUAUAUUUAAAAGAAGAAUGUUUGGCUAGUGAUUUUACCAGCAACUUGGUUUCAUAUUUGUUUGUUUGUUUGGUGUAAUUUUUUUUUUUUUUUUUUUUUUUUUUUUUUUUAUAUAUACAGAUAAUGGUACUGAACUUAUUCGUAUAGGAAACUUUUAUUAAAAGUUUGCCAGAGUCUUUGAAAUAACUGCACAUUUGUCACAAUUUGUUUUUAAACGUGGAUAUCCAUCCUACAUUUCUGGGGGAAAAAAACCACUUGGCCCUCUAUCCACCUCGUAUUUAAUGAACCCACUGGGUUGACAGUUACCCAAGGUAAGAUAAGGUAGUCAAAUCUUUUGCUUAUCAGGGUCUGUGAAACCAGCUGGAAGUGCAAAAUUAGUAAAAUUAACCUUCAAUGCAGUAAUGUUUGUUUCUUACUAAAAUGUGUGUAUAAAAUAAUGAAAAUUGAAACCAUUGGUGUAAAUCUGCGGAAUACCAUUUUAAGUAUCAAACACAUUUUCAAUAAAAAAGUAGACUUGAUUUAGUGUU